AUGAGUAUUUUCGCAAUUGGAUGUAUACCUGGAGGACUGAAUCUACUGGUUCAGCUGAAAAUUGAUCUCUAUUUGGUUUCUGUUUUUUUGUUUGGUUUUGCCGGCCGCUCGUCCUUCGUAUGCUCAUCCAUCUUGGCUGCUCUGCUUGCCUGCUUCUCCUCUCUAACUCAGGAGGGAGCAGCAGGCAUAGAAGAAAUCCCAAGCCAAUUUUGCUCAGCUGUAGCAUCUUCCACUGACAAUAAGUCUGCACAGCAGCCUGGUGAGGCUGAUGUUCUUGCUCAGUAUAAGCCAACAAUGGAGAAACUGACCAAGCUAUCUUUCAUGAUCAGUCAUUCAGCCCAUUUUCUUGAACCUGCACUACAACGAGAGAUCUGGACUGCUUCUUUGUGGCUUCCAAACUUGAAAUGUUUGUUUGGAAGUUAGUUUAGAUUUUUGUUGUGGAUUCACAGCUUCUCACAUGUACCAUCCUCUUAGACCUUUAGAUUUCCAAAGAAACUAAGUGAAGGUAUGGUGGUAUGGUCUCAAUAGUACAACUUAAAGCCUUCCAUGCUUUA
This is a messenger RNA of Triticum urartu, 554 nucleotides long. The record is from RefSeq and is a predicted model, not a curated record. NCBI's taxonomy places the organism in Eukaryota, Viridiplantae, Streptophyta, Magnoliopsida, Poales, Poaceae.